AUGGACGACGACACACAGAUCGAGUCGAGCAAUGCGACUGCGCAAGAUGUGCUCAAUGUAUCUGCAGACUACCCGUCAAAUCAAAAUGAGUCUUUAGUUUCGUUGGAUGAGUACCUGAGCAACACUUUACCACGCCAUUUGCAGCGGCUGUUCUUGGAUAAUCUAGAGACAAGGCAACAAGAAAUACUAGACAGUGCAUCUAAGUCGCUGAUUGACGCAGUGAGCGACUCAUCUCAGCAGCAAUUGCAACAUGGACUUCACUUGUCUAUGAAACCAGACUAUGGCUCUUCCCGCAGCUCGUCUUUCUCGUCUUGGUCAUUCGCUCAAGGACUCGUUCUGGGGCAAUUAAGUGUCAUUCUGGUUUUCAUCUUUUUCAUUAAAUUCUUCGUGUUCAGCGAAGGCUCUCUCAAGUCGGGUGGGCCCAAAGGUAGUAAGUCCAAUGCCAGUGGAGACCCAGAUUUUGCAACGGCGCCUCUACUUUCUUCAUCAACGUCGCACUUGCUCUCAUCUAUUAUACGAAGACGUGGAGAAGAUGGAACAGAAAACUCAGAAGACGCAGACCAUGAUCGCAAAUUCUCCCAGAUUAACACCAUAUUGGAGAAAACCUAUUAUAACGUUGAUACACACUCCUCAGAAACUCUGGAUUGGUUCAAUGUCUUGAUCGCUCAAACUAUUCAACAGUUCAGAGAGGAAGCGCUUCAAAAAGACAACAUUGUUCAUUCCUUAAACGACUUCAUCUCGAGAAAGUCCCAAGAAUUACCGCAAUACCUGGAUUCAAUUAAAAUUACAGAGCUCGACAUUGGAGAGGACUUUCCUAUUUUUUCUAAUUGUCGCAUACAAUAUUCGCCCAACUCGAAUAAACAAAGGCUUGAAGCAAAGAUAGACAUUGAUCUUAGCGACCGGAUUGCACUUGGUAUUGAGACCAAGCUGCUAAUCAACUACCCCAAACCUUUUGCUGCAGCUUUACCUGUCCAACUAACUGUCUCGAUAGUACGAUUUCAAGCUUGUCUUACUGUUUCUUUGACCACUGCUGAAGAGUUCGUUCCCACGUCCUACGGUACUGACGGCGGCAGCGGCUAUUUUCUAAUGUUUUCGUUCUCUCCUGAAUAUCGCUUAGAGUUCGAUGUCAAGUCUCUGAUAGGUGCGAGAUCAAAGCUUCAAAACAUUCCUAAAAUAGGCAGCUUGAUUGAAUAUCAGAUCAAGAAGUGGUUUGUAGAGAGAUGUGUCGAGCCUCGUUUCCAAUUUAUAAGAUUGCCCAGUUUAUGGCCCAGAAGUAAGAAUACCAGAGAAGAAAAGGCAGAAAACGACGAUGCUUCAACGAAAUCAACAGAAUUUCAAAAUAAUUAA
Molecule: messenger RNA, 1347 nt
Organism: Lachancea nothofagi CBS 11611
Lineage: Eukaryota; Fungi; Ascomycota; Saccharomycetes; Saccharomycetales; Saccharomycetaceae
Source: the annotation of a GenBank genome assembly